Messenger RNA from Clunio marinus, 2100 nucleotides. NCBI's taxonomy places the organism in Eukaryota, Metazoa, Arthropoda, Insecta, Diptera, Chironomidae. The record is from the annotation of a GenBank genome assembly.
UUUUUUUCCUUUUUGUAGAUCAUUCAUCAAAAGUUACCAAGCAUCAACAUCAUUGUUUAUCAUACUCAUCCUCCUUGCUUUUCCAUUAAGUGAAAUAUAAUUUCCACAAAGCUUUCAAGCUAAAUAUUUAUUAUCUAAUUGUGAAUUUGUGAUUCGCUUUUGUAAGAUGUCAGAAUCAAAAGAAAAUAUUUGUGAUGAUUGUUCAAAACCUAAAAAAAUGUUCGGUACACGACAUUAUAUGACGUUUAUGCUCUUUUUGGGAAUGGCCAAUGCAUACAUUAUGAGAACAAACAUGUCCAUCGGAAUUGUUAGCAUGGUCAAUCACACAGCAAUCGAAACUGAAAACGAGUCGUUUGAUGAUGAAUGUCCCGAAACUGAUUAUGGCGAUGUUACUGAUAAACAUUCCAAUGGCGAAUAUCAAUGGAGUACAAGUCUUCAAGGUUAUAUUCUCGCUUCGUUCUUCUACGGCUAUGUAGCAACUCAGAUUCCUUUUGGCAUUCUCGCAAAACGAUUUGGGUCUUUGAAAUUCCUUGGAUGGGGCAUGAUGAUAAAUUCUGUUUUCGCAUUCCUCGUGCCGUUUGCUGCUAACCGUUGGGGAUGGGUUGGACUUUGUGUAAUACGUUUUAUUCAAGGACUUGGCGAAGGGCCAAUAGUUCCGUGUACUCAUGCAUUGCUUGCUAAAUGGAUUCCACCCAAAGAACGAUCAAGAAUGGGAGCUUUUGUUUAUGCAGGAGCACAGUUUGGAACAGUAAUUUCCAUGCCGUUGUCAGGAUUGCUUGCCGAACAUGGUUUUGCUGGCGGUUGGCCAUCAAUCUUCUAUGUUUUUGGCACUGUUGGAACUGUUUGGUGUAUCGUAUUUUUAUUGACAUGUAAAGAAGAUCCACAAUCACAUAAAACGAUAGAUGAAGACGAAAGAAAAUAUAUUGUUAAUCAAUUAUGGGGCUCAGCUAGAAUGACAUCGCCUCCGAUUCCAUGGAAAAGUAUUGUUACGUCAAUGCCUUUCUUUGCUAUUCUCUUAGCACAUAUGGGACAUAAUUAUGGUUACGAAACUUUGAUGACAGAACUUCCCACGUAUAUGAAGCAAGUGCUGAGGUUUUCAAUCAAAGAAAAUGGCUUCCUGUCAGCUUUACCAUAUUUAUCAAUGUGGAUUUGUUCAAACAUUAUUUCGUUCAUUGCUGACUGGAUGUUGGAGUCGGAGAGAUUUACGCACACGGUCACGAGAAAGGUCAUUAACAGUGUUGGACAAUAUGGACCAGCGAUAUGUCUGUUUAUAGCUUCGUUCACGGGUUGUAAUCGCUAUUUAACCGUAGCAGUGCUUACGAUUGGCUUGGGACUUAACGGUGGCAUUUAUUCAGGCUUUAAGAUAAAUCAUCUCGACCUCACACCACGCUUUGCUGGGAUUUUGAUGUCAUUCACGAACUGUGCUGCUAAUAUUUUCGGUCUUCUGGCGCCAAUUGUUGCUGGAAACAUUAUUGAAGGAAAGCCUACUAUUGGACAAUGGCGCAUUGUUUUUGUAAUCGCAGCUGCGAUAUAUUUUCUUUGUGCGACUUUCUACAACGUUUUUGGGUCUGGUGAAAGACAAAAAUGGGACAAUCCUGAGUUAGAUGAUGUUAAUUCCCACACACCGAAGGCUGUUGAUAAUGAAAAUGGAGUAAGGCAAAGAAACAUUGAAAUGCAAUAAACUUCAGCUUAGAUUCAUGUUGAGAAUGUUAGCUAAGUUCCUGUGCCAUUUUUUGAAAACAUUUUUGAGAAUCAGGGAAUUUUUAAUUGUUUUAAAUGAGAUUAUAAUUCCAAGUUUAUUUAAUAAAAUCAAAACAUUUUUAUCUGACUUCAUCAGAGAUUAAAUGAAAUUUAUAUUACAAUUAAAAACCGCUUAAACUAUGCAUAACUUUAUAUUAUGUUUAGCUAAAGAUGUAAGAUAAUUAAGUGGAAAGACUGUUAUUAUCUCUCAAUAUCAACAACAGGGAACUAUUAAAAGAUGUGAAUGAAAAUUUAAUUAAAUUUAAUCCUAGCAGAUUAGAUAACGAAUUUAAAUUGUUUAAGUAAUUUUAACCAAUAAACAAUGAAAGCUAAAAACUUUUUUCUCAUUAACUGUAAAGA